GGCGGGGCCCGAGCCGUCAUGCCGUGGUUGAGCGGCGGCCGGCGGCGACGGCGGGGACAAUCUCGGGAGGCCCAGCGGGAGCCACUGCCUCAGGCUCAGCCCCAGCGGGAGCCGCCACCGCCAGCGCCCCCAGUCGCGGUCUCAGCACCCUCUGUGCCCUCCGUGCCGCCGCAGCCCCGGGCCCGUGAUAGCGCGGAGCUGCCGCUGCCGGCAGGCUGGGAGGAGGCUCGUGACUACGACGGCCGCGUCUUCUACAUCGACCACAACACGCGCCAGACAUCGUGGAUUGAUCCUCGCGACCGAAUAACAAAGCCACUGACAUUUGCUGAUUGUGUUGGAGAUGAACUUCCUUUAGGAUGGGAAACUGUAUAUGAUAAACAGAUCGGAAUUUAUUAUAUGGACCACAUAAAUAAGCUUACCCAGAUUGAAGAUCCAAGAGAACAGUGGAGGCGAGAGCAGGAACGGAUGCUGAAGGAGUACUUAAUUGUAGCCCAGGAGGCCCUCAAUGCCAAGAAAGAAAUCUACCAGAUCAAGCAACAGCGGUUUGAGCUAGCUCAGGAAGAAUAUCAACAGCUGCACAAAUUGUGCGAGGAUGAUGGCCGCUCAUAUACCAGCUCCUUCUCUGCAUAUUCAGCUAAUACAAAGUAUGAUCCACACCAAAUUAAGGCAGAAAUAGCAAGUCGUCGGGAUAGGCUUUCCAGACUAAAGCGAGAGCUGACCCAGAUGAAGCAGGAGCUACAAUACAAAGAAAAGGGUGUGGAGACCUUACAAGAGAUUGACCGGAAGAUGUCAACUUCUCACACCAACUACAAACUGGAUGAGGCCCAGGCUAUAAUGAGUGAACUCCGUACUAUUAAGAAAGCCAUUAGUACAGGCGAGAAGGAACGACGUGACUUGAUGCAGAGCCUGGCCAAGCUUACUGACAGCUUCAAGAAUAGCUGUGCCAUUAUGGACACUUUACAAGAUUUCUCUCACAGCACAGGUGCCCUUGGUGACUCUGGUGUCCCUCAGCAGUUCUGUGAUGCUGGCUCUCAGACUGACACUAUGGGGGAGUUUCUAUUUGAUGAUAAAACAAAACUUGUAGACCGUGUCAGACUUAACUGGCAGUAUGAAGAAGCCCGAAAAAGAGUCGCCAGUAUUCAGCAGCAGCUGGCUCAGCUGGCUAACGAGUCAUGGCCCGGCAUGGCGGAGGCCGACAGGGACCGGCUGCAGCUCAUCAAAGAAAAAGAGGCCCUGCUGCAGGAGCUGCAGCUCAUUAUUCAGCAGCGGAGGUCGGCAGAAGAUGUGGCCCGGCUGGAAGAGGAAAGGAGGCGCCUGGAGGAGGAGAUCCAGUGUGCUCGGGCCACAUCUGCACAGGGUGCCACGGAAAGGAUUCUACUUCAGGAAAAAAGAAAUUGUCUGCUUAUGCAGCUGGAAGAAGCUACACGUUUAACAUCAUAUCUCCAGUCCCAGUUAAAGAGCCUGUCUGCCAGUACCCUGACUGUGUCCUCUGGGAGCAGCCGUGGGUCCCUGGCCUCUAGCAGGGGCUCACUGGCCUCCAGCCGUGGUUCCCUCAGCUCCAUCAGCUUCACGGACAUCUAUGGCCUCCCACAGUAUGAGAAGGCUGAUGCUGAAUGUGGUCAGCUUCUACGCUUCGAUCUGAUCCCGUUUGAUUCUCUGGGGCGUGAUGUCCCCUUUACAGACCCGCAGAGCCACUCGGGCUUCCACAAGCAGAGGAGGUCCCUGGAUACUCCCCAGUCUCUGGCCUCAUUGUCCUCUCGCUCCUCUUUGUCCUCUCUUUCACCCCCCAGCUCUCCCUUAGAUACGCCCUUCCUCUCAGCUUCGAGGGACUCCCCUCAGGCACAGAUGACUGACAGCUUUGAGGUGGCAGGCCUGGGAACACUGGACAGACUGCGGUCUCAGGCCUCUACUCUAGGAGAUGAAGAUUUGCAGGGAACUGCAACACUUCAGCCACACGGAAUCCCUGUGGAUGGAGAAGGACCCCGUGAGCGGGGAACUCAACUUGUGGCUCCCACUAGUGGAACAGUGACCCUCCGAGAAGACAGCGCCAAGAGGUUGGAGAGGAGAGCACGCCGUGUUUCUGCAUGCCUGUCAGAUUACUCCCUUGCCAGUGACAGUGGGGUAUUUGAACCCCUAACCAAAAGAAAUGAAGACACUGAAGAGGCUGCUUUUGGAGACACAUAUGGAAACAAUGAGCCCCAGAUCUAUGUGGGAUUUCUGCAUGAUAGUACGAAUGAGUAUCUCCUUGUGCAUGUGCUGCAACUGAGGAACCUUGCUGGCCUAGUAAUGAAGGAAGACUGCAAAAUCCACAUCCGAGUCUACUUGCCCCCACUCGACUCUGGCACUCCCAGCACCUACUGCUCCAAGUCUCUGGAAUUCCAAGCUCCACUGGUUUUUAAUGAAGUGUUUAAGAUCCCUGUGCAUUCCAGCAUGUUGACAUUAAAAUCACUGCAGUUGUAUGUGUGUUCAGUGAAUCCUCAGCUACAGGAAGAACUGCUGGGCAUUUCUCAGAUAAACUUGGCCGACUGUGAUAGUUCAAGCGACAUGCAGCUGCGCUGGUAUCCUGUGCAGGUCUUUGCCAGCCCUGAGCCACCUAAGCCAAAAGAGCCUGUGCAAGUUCUGGAGAGUGCCACACAGGACACCAUAAAUGCCAGCUCGAGAAAGACGGAUGCAGUGACAGUGCUGCUGGCCAGAACCACAGCACAGCUCCAAGCCGUGGAGAGAGAGCUGGCUGAGGAGCGGGUAAAACUGGAAUAUACUGAAGAGGAGAUCCUGGAAAUGGAGCGUAAGGAGGAGCAGGGUGAGGCUGUGUCUGAGAGGAGUUGGCAGGCUGACUCGGUUGAUAGUGGCUGUAGCAACUGCACCCAGACCAGCCCCCACUACCCUGACUCCUGUUACAUUGGUGUGGACUCCAAUCAUGGCCAUGUGUUUACUGGCCAGGCAGAUUCUUACAACCCUGAGAAACUUCAGCCCCUGCCUCUUAAGGUUGACAAGGAAACUACCACAGAAGACCUUUUCCCAGAGGAAGCACUGGGUGUUCGAAAGGACCGGCCUAGCCGCCGUGCCCGCGGCUCUCCUUUUGUCCGCAGUAGCACCAUUGUGCGCUCACAGACCUUCUCACCAGGGGCAAGGAGCCAGUAUGUUUGCAGGCUUUAUCGUAGUGACAGUGACAGUUCAACACUGCCCAGGAAGUCCCCUUUUAUACGAAAUACUUUGGAAAGACGAACCCUUCGCUACAAACAGUCCUGCAGGUCAUCCCUGGCUGAGCUCAUGGCCCGCACCUCUCUGGACCUGGAGCUGGACCUCCAGGCCUCGAGGACUCGACAGAGGCAACUGAAUGAGGAGAUUGGCACCCUCAGGGAGCUGAGGCAGCGUCUGGAAGAUGCGCAGCUGCGGGGCCAGACUGACCUCCCACACUGGGUGCUCCGAGAUGAUCGGUUCCGCAGCCUUCUGAAGGAAGCAGAGAGGCAGACAAGACAGACCACACUUGACUACCAUCAAGAACAAGUAGCUGAGAAGAUGCUGAAGAAGGCCUCCAAGGAGAUCUACCAGCUGCGAGGGCAGAACCACAAGGAGCCCAUCCAAGUACAGACCUUUAGGGAGAAGAUAGCAUUUUUUACAAGACCAAGGAUUAACAUACCUCCUCUCCCAGCCGACGACGUUUGAUGUAGUGCAUUGUGCACAUGAAGUAUUUAUCUGCCUGUUUUAUUUUCAUGAAGUUCUUAGAUUAGCUAAAUUUGUCUUUAAAAUAUUUGUGCAAAGCUAUUAAUAUACACAUUUUGUAAAGAAAACAUAUCUAUACAUAUAUAUUUUAUAAUAGUGACGGCAACAGGGCUUGGUUUUCCCUUGUUGUGAAAUCGACAUCUCUGAAGACAGGUUAUUUUAUAAAAGAUCAAAUAUCAUGUUAAGAGUGUACAGUUUUUACACUGUUUUAUUUGACUUAAAGGCUGGAAGACAGAAACGAAGUGAGUUCAGGCAAAUUCACUGUAUUGUAAUUUAUUUAUAGUACUUUUUUCCUUGAAGGAAAAUACUGAAUUUAAGGUGUAUUUUAAGUCUGAAAUUUUGUUCUUCAGUAUUUGUCAUGCAGUAGAAUGGAACUUGGGGCUGGUUUUGUUUCUGACACCUAAAACGCAAACACUAUGUGCUGAAUUUGUCACAUGUAUCAGUUUCUCAUAGGUGCAUUUACCAUGUAUAUUGUAUACUUUCACUCUCUGUGUGUUAUGUUAAAAUAUCAACUGCAGUGGUUCAGUCAUACUCUGCAAGCUGUGUAUGCGUUGUGGGGCUUAGUGUCCUGGGCACUGAUGGCUCCUCAUUGCUAUGUUGUCAUCUGAUGCAUCUUUCUGUGCUUACUACAAGUCUGAAGCUGGCAACAGAGCUUCCAGCAUCCCAGGUUUCAGCCUGCCUUUCCACUGGUGACUGGUGGCUGUUCAUAUUGCUUACAGUUGUCAAAGCAUGUACAGCUAUCUUUGAUACCUCUGGCUGAUCUGACAGACAGCAGGUGGGAGUGCUCUCCCGUUACCCCUACUGUUUUGUGAAGGAAAGUGAAAAGAGUGAAAACAACAGAUACUAAGAGCAGAGACAUAACCUUUGAAGGUGCUUUUUGUGUAUGUGGAGAGAAGGGUGUGUGGGUAAUAUGGCUUACCCAGCAAGUCAUUGCAGGAGAAUAGUUGAGUUAAAUCAAAAUGCUUCUCUCAUAUUGGAGCUAACCAAUAUUCCUCAUUGAUUUUUAGAACUAGAUCAUGAGGGAAAAUUUAAUGGAAUAAAAAUAUACCAUGAUUCUUUUAAAUGCCAAACAAUUUAGUUUGCCUAGCACACCAUUAUUCUAUGUAAGUGUGCUUUCUUUUCUGAGGCCUUGAAUGAAUAAAUGAAGUAAUCACAGGAAAUGUCAAAGAAAGCAGAACUCUCUUCCUUGAUCUUUCUUCCCCUCCUUGGAAAUGUCCCUUUUGAUCGGGUUUCCUUUCUCAUCUGUCUGUAACCUCUUCCUUGUAUAACCCACUUUCAUUUUUCAAUUUAUUAAAAAUGAAUUUUGUUAAAAGCAUUUCAUUGACAUGUGACCAAUCACAGACAAUGGAAUUUGUCAGUGGUGGUAAGAUUGAAAACCUUGGUUUUUUUUUGUUUGUUUGU
Acomys russatus (golden spiny mouse) is the source of this 5124-nucleotide messenger RNA. It is a transcript of the gene Wwc3, whose product is annotated as WWC family member 3. Lineage: Eukaryota; Metazoa; Chordata; Mammalia; Rodentia; Muridae. Bases 19 to 3666 code for a protein of 1215 amino acids. Gene Ontology annotation, molecular function: molecular adaptor activity; kinase binding. The transcript has 23 exons. Gene Ontology annotation, biological process: negative regulation of organ growth; regulation of DNA-templated transcription; regulation of hippo signaling. Gene Ontology annotation, cellular component: cytoplasm. The record is from RefSeq and is a predicted model, not a curated record.